This is a messenger RNA of Oldenlandia corymbosa var. corymbosa, 1265 nucleotides long. The record is from the annotation of a GenBank genome assembly. Lineage: Eukaryota; Viridiplantae; Streptophyta; Magnoliopsida; Gentianales; Rubiaceae.
GUUUAACUUUAAAAAAAAAAUGAAAAGAAAAGAAAAAGACGUGCAUUUUAGUCAAGCAGAAAAUAACACAACCUUCUCCCCCAAGUUCCAACUAUAAAUAACUGUUUCUCAAAAACCGAAACUCCAAACUCUUAAAAACCCCGCGAAAGAAGAUAGUAAAAUCCAAAGAAAGAAAAGGGCAAAAAAAAAAAAAAAAGAAAUGUCUGGGUAUCCCUACAGUAACAGUUACGGUGCACCAUCACCCUACGGUGCUACUCCGCCACCGUCCGCCAACUCGCCCUACGGAGCACCACCGUCGUCCGCCCAGCCCUACGGCGGCGGCCACGCUCCCGUAGGUACAUCGUACUACGGAAACCCUUCUGCGCCACCAUACUCGGACCACCACACUAAGCCUCCCAAAGAAGGCAAACAGUCCUCCGCCCCAUACGGCGGCGUCGCCGGAGCGCCGCCACCUUCAGUUCCUUACGGUGCUCCACCGCCGCCUUCGGGUCCUUAUGCUAACCCUUUUGCCGCUUUGAUGCCUUCUGCUUUCCCGCCGGGUACUGAUCCCAGCAUAAUAUCUUGCUUCCAAAGUGCGGAUAAUGAUAGGAGUGGGUUCAUUGAUGAUAAGGAGCUCCAAAGGGCACUUUCGUCAUAUAAUCAGAGUUUCAGCUUGAGGACUGUUCAUCUUCUCAUGUAUACCUUCACCAAUUCCAACGUCCGGAAAAUUGGUCCCAAGGAGUUUACCCCACUUUACCAUAGUCUUCAAAACUGGAGGGCAACUUUUGAGAGAUUUGACAAAGACAGAAGUGGCAAGAUUGACGCCACUGAGUUGAAAGAGGCACUAUUUAGCCUGGGAUUUGCUGUAACACCGGUGGUGUUGGAUUUGCUGGUGUCUAAAUUCGACAAAACCGCCGGGAAGAACAAGGCCAUCGAAUACGAUAAUUUCAUCGAGUGCUGCCUCACGGUGAAGGGUUUGACGGAGAAAUUCAAGGAGAAGGAUACGGCGUACACCGGCACCGCAACUUUCGGCUACGAGGCUUUCAUGUUAACGGUUUUACCUUUUCUGAUCGCUUAAUGUUGUUGUAAAUUAAGCGCAAAUCUGAUUUGAUCAUUUUUAUUUGUUUGGGUUGAUGUUAUCUUGUGUUUUGUUACAUUUUCACUUUCGCUUUUGUAAUACUGAUUUCUUAUCUUGUCUUGUCUUUUUUUUUUCCGAACUGUUUUGAGAUUUGUUGUUUUAUUUUGUUAUUAUUACCACAUUCGGUACCGAAUGAUAUGAAUUUUCA